This is a messenger RNA of Danaus chrysippus (African queen), 588 nucleotides long. Lineage: Eukaryota; Metazoa; Arthropoda; Insecta; Lepidoptera; Nymphalidae. The record is from the annotation of a GenBank genome assembly.
AUGAUGAACAACAUUAUAGAAGCAAUAAAUCUGAAUAAAGAAGAUACUUCAUUACGAGCUAUUGUUUUAUCUGCGAAGGGUAAUGUUUUUUCUGCUGGUCAUAAUUUAAAGGAAUUAGUAAAUGGAUUUGCAGCAGCGGCUGGGUGCCAACUAGUGGCUACAUGCGAUAUUAUAAUUUGUUCCGACAAAAGCAAAUUUUCAACACCAGGUGCGAACUUUGGUAUAUUCUGUUCAACACCAGGAAUUGCUAUUGGCAGAAGUGUCCCUAAAUCGAGGGCUAUGUAUAUGUUGUUAACUGGUGAGCCGUUAAGUGCCCAAGAAGCAUAUGAAAGUGGUCUUGUCACAAAAGUUGUGCCAGCUGAAAAUCUAGAUUCUGAAGUUAAUCAAAUUAUUGAACAGAUUAAACAUAAAAGUAGAAGUGUAAUAUCACUUGGAAAAGAGUUUUUCUACAAACAAAUCGGUCUCAAUGUUAUAGAUGCAUACAAACUGGGUGAAGAAAUCAUGGUCAAGAAUAUUAACUCUCUUGACGGUCAAGAGGGAAUAAAAAGUUUUGUAGAAAAACGUAAAGCUCUAUGGAAUCACAAAUAG